This is a messenger RNA of Rhea pennata, 3277 nucleotides long. RefSeq names its product THAP domain containing 9 (gene THAP9). The transcript has 5 exons. NCBI's taxonomy places the organism in Eukaryota, Metazoa, Chordata, Aves, Rheiformes, Rheidae. The coding region runs from base 43 to 2745 and encodes 900 amino acids. The record is from RefSeq and is a predicted model, not a curated record.
AAGAAGGGAGGGGGAGGAGAAGAAGGAGCGGGCAGGGCCGCCAUGACGCGGAGCUGCUCGGCGCUGGGCUGCACCGCCCGCGACAACGGGCGCAGCCGCGAGCGCGGCAUCUCCUUCCACCAGUUCCCGGUGGACGCCGCGCAGCGCCGCGAGUGGAUCCGCGCCGUGAACCGCGUGGACCCGCGGAGCCGCCAGGCCUGGAGCCCCGGGCCCGGGGCCAUCCUCUGCUCGCGGCACUUCGCCGAGGCCGACUUCGAGCGCUACGGGCUGCGGCGGAAGCUGCGCCGGGGGGCCGUGCCCUCGCGCUUCCCCCACGCGGAUCUGCUGAGCGCACGCUAUAGGAGCAGGCCAUCCCCGAGAGCACUAAAGCAGCCUCUACUAAGUCAUUCUGAUGACGAGAUCAUUGCCGAGGAUCACAACUACAGCUUAAAGGAUGCCGUAGCAGCUGCUGGACAGCAGACAGAAAUGAAGGAGGUACAACCACUGCCUGAGAAGCAGCAGGUUAUUGCAGCAAGGAGGUACCCCAUACACCCACCAAGAAAAAUUUUCAGCAUCAUCAGGGAGCUGGCAGAGAAGAAACAGGUGUCUGAGGAAACUGUGAGUUUGCUGCAGGCCCAGUUUUCAGACUUGCCCCGUGAGUCACAUAGCUGGCAGCAGAUGACAGAAUACUCCCUGGAAAUGAAACAAUUUGCUUGUGUUCUCCACCUCUACCAUAAUAAGGCCUAUGACUAUCUAAGGAAGAUUUUUCCUCUGCCUCAUCCUUCCAGCCUGACAAACUGGCUGUCUAACAGUGAUGCUGCUCCAGGCUUCAGCAGUGACAUUUUUAUCCGCCUUCAGGAAAGAGUGGAGAAGGGUGACCAGGCCUACUGUUACUGUGCCUUGAUGGUACAAGACAUGGCCCUCCAGAAGCAGCAGGAGUGGGACCCCCAGACCCAAUGUUUCACAGGCUUUGUUGACGUGGGGGCAGGCGCUCUAGAUGCUGAUGAAGCCCCGCUGGCCUCGGAAGUUGUAAUCCUCAUGGCAGUCGGCAUCACGAGUCCCUGGAGGGCACCUCUUGGCUAUUUCUUUGUGAAUAGCUUGAGUGGCUACCUACUUGCCCAGCUACUUCGUCAGACCAUCAGUAAGCUGAACAACAUUGGCAUCGCGGUGUUGUCUGUGACAUCAGGUGCCACCGCGCGCGGUGCUGAGGUGGCCAGAGCUCUGGGGAUCCGGAUCGACCCUGACAGGAUUCAGUGCACUUUUCAGCACCCGCCCAGCUCAGCUCACUGCAUCACCUACUUCUUUGACACUUGCCACGCGCUCCAGCUGAUAAGGAAUGCGCUGCAGUGCUUCCAGAAGAUAAAGUGCCUCAGUGAAGCAGCACACUGGCAGCACGUGGUGGAGCUUGCAGCUUUACAAGAGAAAAGGGUAUUACAGCUGCGCAGUCCCAGGUCAGGCUGUCCUGGAAGUGAGGAGCUUCGCUAUUUUAAAGUUAACCUUGCUACCCAGGUCUUCAGUGAGGGUGUUGCUGAUGCACUGGAGCACCUCCAGAAACUGGGCCUGGCCUCGUUCCAAAACUGCAGCGGUACCAUCAAGUUUGUGCGUUUGAUGAGCCAUCUGUGCGAUGUAUUCCAUGGCAGAAGCCCUUACGGAAGGGGACUGAGGGGGCCUUUGCUAGCUGGAAAUUACAGCAAAAUAAGCCACCUCUUCUAUGAGGCCAGGAGCUUCUUUGUCACCUUAACAGACUCCUUGGGGAGAUGCAUUAUAAAAAGCAAACGCAAACUGGGAUUUCUGAGUUUCUUGCUCAAUGCUGAAAGCCUCAAGUGGCUUUAUACCAAUUACGUGCUUCCAGAAGGCAUGCCUUUGCACCGCCUCCUGACGUACACCUUCAGCCUUGACCAGCUGGAGCUGUUUCUUCGGGCUCUCAGGCAGGCUAUCGUUGGCGGUGGCAAUCCCACUUGUGCAGCGUUCCAGGCAGCUUACUACAAGCUGCUGGCCAGCUGCAGCUUGGCACCGGCACUGCAACACAGCGAUGGCUCUGGCAACGUGAGCACCUUGGAUAUAUCCAUCUUCCGUAGGACAGAUCUGACCCUUGGUAACAUCCGUUCUCAGUACGAGCCAGCUCGUAGGAGGACUCUGGGAACAGAGUACCCCUUCGGCGCCGGCCUUCUUUUGCACGACUCCGCGCUGAGCAAUGCACUGACAGACCUGUCGCUGCAUGCGCAGAGCAUCACCUGCACCAGCGGCUUUGUUGCUGAACAAUUAGCCUCUGAUUUGCAAUGUGAAGCCUGUGUUGCUUCUCUUUUUGAGUCAGAUGAGAGCUCACUAAAACAUGGGGCAGUGCUCUACGUAAAGAAGUUGGGCGGAGUGAGUCUGCCCUCUUCAAGCGUGUGCCACAUCACAAGCAUUUCUGAACAGGUCCUAAGGACAUACGCCAAAGUGCGAAAUUGCAACAAGAACUCCAAGCUAUGGGAUCUGUUUCUAGAACAGAAAAUUUUUUGUGAGCUUCUGGGACAGAGCCCCCUCUUUCCCCUGCUCACUGACCAUUUAUUUGAUGGUGAGUCAUGCAUUGACAAUCACUACACAAUCUUAUUAAAGGAAAUAAUGCGAUGUUACUUACAGGUCAGAACAAACCAUGCCAAAAACUUAAACUUGAAGUACCGUUGUGGAAAGCACAGAUGGAAGAGACUAAAGGGAGAACAUUCAUUUGCAUCACCACUGCGUGAUUCAAAUUGUCAAUCAAGCCCAACCCACCUAGGGCCAUGACUGUGCAUUUAUUGCUGUUACAUAAGGAUGGUUGCCCCUACUUAGGCCCAGUUAAGCAGUGUCUGAAUCUGGCAGUAGCUCAGCAAACAGUACAGCAUCUUGCCGCGGUUUGCCUGGCAGAAUUUGUGUUGUUAAACAGUGAUGAGUGGUGCCGGUGCCGAUGAUUCAGGGUCUGGUCACAGUUCAGACGAGCCAAGGAAGGAAGUUCAUUUCACCUUGCAUUUCCAUCUAGGAAUCUUGCCAAGCAGCCACGUCUUGGACUUGGUGUCUGUGGGAGACAAGAAGUUCUGGAAAUGUGUAGUGAGAUGGUAGGGGACAAGGCAGUAUCCCCUUGCGGCGCUGGGCUGUGUAGUGCUGUGGGUGCUCUUGCUAAGAGGAGGCAAUUGAUGUACCUGCAGUUGCAUGGGGCAAGGGGAGUAAGUGUGCUGCUAUUUUGAGUUCACCAUAGAGAUGCUGCAGUAAAAAAGUUGGAGCCAAAAGACCUUACAGCACUUUUGCUAUAAAAGGAAAAUAAAGGCAUGGGAAAAAGACA